Molecule: messenger RNA, 614 nt
Organism: Ipomoea nil (Japanese morning glory)
Lineage: Eukaryota; Viridiplantae; Streptophyta; Magnoliopsida; Solanales; Convolvulaceae
Product: 3-ketoacyl-CoA synthase 11-like
Exons: 1
Coding region: 1-591 (196 amino acids)
Biological process (GO): fatty acid biosynthetic process
Cellular component (GO): membrane
Molecular function (GO): acyltransferase activity, transferring groups other than amino-acyl groups
Source: RefSeq, a predicted model, not a curated record
AUGCGCACCGUCCGCACUCACACCGGCGCCCACGACAACAGCCACUCCUGCGUGUGGCAAAAGGAGGACGACGACGGCACACUCGGCGUCGCCCUCUCCAAAGACCUGAUGGCCAUGGCCGGCGACGCCCUGAAGACCAACAUCACCACCCUCGGCCCCUUAGUCCUCCCCAUGUCCGAACAGCUCCUCUUCUUCCUCACCCUCGUCGCCAGAAAAGUGUUCAAGAUGAAGAAGGUGAAGCCCUACAUCCCGGACUUCAAGAAGGCGUUCGAGCACUUCUGCAUCCACGCCGGCGGGAAGGCGGUGCUGGAUGCCAUAGAAAAGAACUUAGAGCUCAGCCAAUGGCACAUGGAGCCUUCGAGAAUGACGCUCUACAGAUUCGGAAACACUUCCAGCAGUUCAUUAUGGUAUGAAUUGGCUUACACAGAAGCCAAAGAGAGAAUCACAAAAGGUGACAGAAUAUGGCAGAUUGCAUUCGGGUCGGGUUUCAAAUGCAACAGUGCUGUUUGGCGUGCUUUGAAGAACAUAAAUCCAGCAAUGGAGAAGAAUCCAUGGAUGGAUGAGAUCCAUGAAUUUCCAGUUACUAAUUAAACUAUCAUAGUAAUAGUAUAUAG